Molecule: messenger RNA, 1884 nt
Organism: Candoia aspera
Lineage: Eukaryota; Metazoa; Chordata; Lepidosauria; Squamata; Candoiidae
Gene: CCDC112
Product: coiled-coil domain containing 112
Exons: 10
Coding region: 211-1713 (500 amino acids)
Source: RefSeq, a predicted model, not a curated record
GCUCUCAACUUCCAGGAAUCAGAAGGCUAGUUCUGAACCUUAGAUGCUUUAACCUAUAAAAACCGUAUAACAAAGAUUAAAAAACUGGCCACACCCUAGCGUGCUGCCCAGCCGCCCCGCACUGCCUUGUACAGGCUUGACGUCAACCAUAGAGAGGGAAGGACCUCCCUCCGCCGCUGUGCUGUCCCGCCUUAUUUCUCGGUUUGAAACAUGGCCGCCCUAGCAACGGAGGCGCUUGUGGCAGCGACCAAGUACCAACAGAAUGACAGCUGUUUUAGUGCUCCAGAUGCUCUUCAACAUUUUCAGAGCUGGAAGAUCAAAACUGAUCAAGUUAAGAAAGCUGAAUUUGUAAGAACAAGCAAUAAACUAAAAAAUCAACUUGUGAACCUUGAAAAGGAUAAAAAUAUUCUUCUCUUCAAUAAGAAGAGUGAUUUUAGGAUAGAAUAUUACAAAUUGGAAGAACUGGAACACAAAUUGACUAAAGACCGAAAAACGGAAAAGGCGAAAAUCCAGCAAAAACUGACCAAAAUCCAUAGUACUGUUCAGGGACUUCAGCAACAGCUAAAAGAUGUGAAACCAACUCCAGAAUUUGUUGACAAGCUUAGAGAAAUGAUGGAAGAAGCUGAAACGACAAUAAGUGCUUUUAAAGAAGAGCAGCGACAAAUUUAUGAUGAACUUCUGAGAGAGGAGAAGAUGACUACAAAUGAGAUUAAUGCUUUGGAAAGAAAAAUUGAGAUGUGGGCUGUAGGAACUUCAGCAACUGCAAGAAUUUCCAAGCAAUAUGUAUUUCCAGUACAUAAGGAAGUCCAAAAUCAACUUCCUGAAGAAGUCCUUGAGCUUGAAAGAUUUCUCCAGCAAACUGGAGGAAGGCAAGGAGGUUGGGAUGAAUGUGAUCAUCUAGUCUUCCUAAAAAUUUGGAGAAAACAUAAAGGAAAACCAUCAUACAUCACUGAAACCCUUGAUUACCUCCCUGAUAGAACAAAGGAAGACAUUCAAUCACAUGAGAAAUGGCAUCAAGAAUUUCUCAUUUUAGAGUCACAUAAAAAGGAGGCCAUUCAAAAAUGGAAGAUGAAGAAACAUGAAGAAAAGGAUAAAAUCUUAGUCCAAAAAGAGAAUCCUGAGGAAGUGCCCACUGGUGUUCAACUUCAGCGUGAAGAAGCUCAGAAGCAGAAAACUGAAGAGGAAAAGAAAAAGCGAUUAGUAGAGCUUGAAGCAUGGAAGAAACAUAAAGCACUUGCAUGUGCAAUGAAACAGGCAGCUCAGUUAAAAGAGGAAGAAGAGAAGGAGAAAAAAAAGCAGAGAGAGCGUCAGCGGCAGCUUCAAAUGAGGUUGCUGUUGGAAGAUUAUACUAGAGAGAAAAAGGAACAGGAAGAGCUGCUGAGACUUGAACAAGAAAAGAGAGAGGAAGCUGAAAGGGAAGAGAGGAAAAGAACUGCAGCGGAAGAAAUUGUUAAAUUCCAAGAGCGAGAUCUGCAUAAACUUGAAUUGAAGGUUCUAGAAAAGCAGGCAAAAGAAGAUGAAAAGAUCGAAAAAGAAAAAAGAUUGUCUAAGCUGAGAAAGAAGGUUCACAUUAAUGUAACUCGAGAUCCAUAUAGGUUAUACAAACCUACAAAAGUUUGGGAAGAACGAACAAAAGAGAGUGGACCUAUAGGUGCAGGGCCAGUUUUGUAUAUUCCUCAUAGGGCUGUCCCAAGCUGGCGACAGGGAUUAUAAUUCGACAUCUGCAAAUAAUUUAUUUGAAGAUAUGUAACAGCACAAUUUAUUACUAUAUUAGUUUGUAUUACAUAUGAGAAAUGUUGUACAUACACAUAUAAAUGUUAUGUCAUGUUAAAUAAAAAUCAGGUAUACAUUGUUUUCAUUGUGUUAAAGUACUUUCAAAGGCUA